This is a messenger RNA of Pararge aegeria (speckled wood butterfly), 2198 nucleotides long. RefSeq lists its product as uncharacterized. Bases 159 to 1673 code for a protein of 504 amino acids. The record is from RefSeq and is a predicted model, not a curated record. NCBI's taxonomy places the organism in Eukaryota, Metazoa, Arthropoda, Insecta, Lepidoptera, Nymphalidae. The transcript is spliced from 7 exons.
UUCGCUGGUUCAGUGGACUGUGGAACAGUGUAAAAUAAUUCGUUAAUAUAUGCAAGUUCUGUUGGUUGUUAUAACUAUAGUUGAGUAUAAAUAAAAUAAUCCGUUUGCUGGGAUGAGAGUCCGUUGUUUUUAUCGUCUGUAAGUUGCCAUAUUUCUACAUGUUCAUGGCUUCGACACCAAAACAAGCGAAUGGCAAAUUGCCAUCUAAUAACAACGGUUCCGGUGGAAAGCGAAAAAAGUCGCGCGGUAGCAGAGGGUCCUACUUAUCGAAGUGGCUUGACAGAACAAUGAAUCACAUACAAGAAUCCACUCCUAGCUCAGAAAUGUACGAUACAUUCAUGAGUCCCCCGGCCCGGGAUACGAAUUGGCCGGGUGGCUCCCAGUUCACUCCGGGCUACGAUCUUUAUAAAUACAGUAUGUAUGGUUCGGAGCCGUUAUCGUUACCUUCAUUGUCUACGUAUUACAAUCCUAUAAUGCCUAUGCCGCCUCCUUACGCAGAGUACCGUUUCGUGCAGAAUGAAAAUAAGGGAAUACAGGUGCAGAGGCCGCGGCCUCGACGUCGGAGCGAGAACAAAGCCGAAGAGGUGUCUAGUACGCCCGCCGACGCCCCCUCUAUGAGCCAAACAAAUUACCUGCAGCCAAAGAACUUCACAGACGUUCAAGACUUUACCAGUCUCCCGCCGAUAGUUACGUCGAUGGCAGACACGAACUCUAAUAGUGACACGCAAAAUGAUAAAGAUGAUGUGAACAAUGCUCGAAGAUUCAGUGACCCUUGUGUGAGAGGUUUACCUGAUGUUGCUAGACCUGCUAAUGGAGAUGUGGAUUCAGGUUCAGAGUCUGGCUCAGGCUUAUCCGGAAGUCAGGUGGGCAGUCGGUUGCUAGCAUGCCUCCUGGAUCAGAUAUCAACACUUAAAAUAGCUAAUGAUAGGCUGAACAAGGAAUUACAAGAGAUGAGAGCUGAGCUUGAAGUAGUUCGCCAGAACAGUUAUUUCCCCAAAGGGCCGAACAAUAUGGGGGCUGCGUCAAAUCACAAUGUUAUCGGCGGGCAGUAUUCACCGGGGUUCCUUACGGACCUGGUUCGCGAGAUACGCGACGCAGCGCGCAUGCGUGAGGACGCAAUGUACGCGAGGUUGCGAGCUUUGGUGCUGGAAAGGACCGACAAUGGCCUGGCUUCAGCCGAGUCAAAACUUGCCGAGAGAUCGCUUGAAGAAAUUAAGAGCUCUCUGCGUGCUUUGGAAGCCGACAAGCGACGUAUGAUGGAUAGGAUCGUUAAACUUGAAGACGAACUGAGCCUCCUUAGGCUCACCACUGGGUACGAACCUUCAGAAAUCCGUAUGAACGGUAACGUGGAAGACGCCGAGUGUGAAAGACUGCGCAUGCGCAAGGAUCUCGCGGACGCGCGCAGAGCCAAGAUAAACGCGGAGGAGCAUGCCCACAAACUCGAACGUCUAGUGACCCAGCUGCGUUCCAAAUUCAAUGGCCUACAGAUCACCAACGGACCUGACUCUUUGCCGAGCGACAACGAACACGAUGCUCGUCCACGUCGCACCAGCAAUUCGACCAACAACUCCACCAACAAUUUGGCAAACAACCUGCCCAAUAACUUGCCGCAUAAUUUGUCCAACACUACGGCCAACUCGACGGUCGUGUUUGGGCCAGUUACGGAUUUGUAGCGAAUGGAAUUAGGGCAUGUUAUAUGCUACGUCAUUUCUGACUUCCUCAAGUCUGUGCGAUACAGAUUUGGCAAAUCGGACUGAUUGAUUAAGCAAUAUAUUUGACUAAAGGUGUUUAUUAUUAUAACUACACGAUCGAUGUAGAGUCUGUUCUUUUAUUAAAGUCGAUUUCAAUUUUAUCUCCCGAAAGGCUGAAUAAUAAUUGUAAAAAUGCUGAUGUUAUAAAGAAAUCACUGUUGAGUUUCUUACCGGCUUCUUUCCGGCAGAAUAUUUCUUCCGACGGGUCACUACAAUCAGACAAAGGCAAGUCUGAGUUUCAAAAGUAUUGUAGGCCUAUAAUAUACUAAUUCUUAAACCUAUCAAGCAGUCGAGAAAAACCAUUAUGUAUUUCCCGCCUCAGUAGAUUUACGUCAAAUUUCAGGAAAAUUCCUAAAAAAAAUAUCAUGGAAAUUCAUAAUAGAUCUGUGGAUGGUUUUCGCUCUUUGAAUAAUUUAUCUUUAUGAAAAAAACAAGAUAAAAUCUAGU